UCAAAAAUCAAUGUUUUGGCUAUGUCAGAAAAGCAAAAUGAGAAAAAAACCAUGGAUCUUGAAAAACGAAUGUACGAAGUGCUACAUACAGACUUCAAACAUCGUGAAUUUAAGACGCCUUUGCAAAAGAGUGCAAUUGAAGAAAUUUUAAAAGGUAAAAAAGAUGUAUUUAUUUCUAUGCCCACUGGAGCAGGCAAGUCCUUGUGCUACCAGCUUCCAGCAGUUUUGGCUCAAGGUGUUGCUGUGGUUGUCUCCCCCUUGAUAGCUCUCAUGCAUGACCAACUGGAGCAGCUACAAGCCAUUAACGUGCCUUCAGAGACUCUCAACUCCAAGAUGACCGUCUCCGAGAGGAAACGAGUCUUAGAUGAUCUCAAUUCUAGGUCUCCAAAGACGAAGAUGUUGUAUGUAACUCCCGAACAAGUGGCAACCGACUUCUUUCAAGGUCUUGCCACCAAGCUGCAAGAAAGAAAACUGAUUUCUUAUUUUGUUGUUGAUGAAGCUCAUUGUGUGUCCCAGUGGGGACAUGAUUUCCGUCCCGACUAUCUGAAACUCGGCAAGCUGAACAAACGACUUUCUGGUGUGCCCUGCAUAGCAUUGACUGCCACAGCCACGGCAAAAGUGGUUGACGACGUCAUCAAACAACUCAAGUUGAAGGAACCUGUAGCAAAGUUCCGCUCCAGCUGUUUCCGUAGCAACCUCUUCUAUGAUGUUCUGUUGAAGGACAUGUUGCCUGAUUCCUACGUAGAUCUCAUGGAUUUUGCCAAGAAAGCUCUCUGCUGGGAUCCGGAGGAAGAUGGGAAUGUAGAAAACUGGGAUGAGUUUGGAUGUGGUAUUGUUUACUGUCGUACAAGAAAUGGGUGUGGGGAGCUAGCAUAUCAGCUGUCAAAGCUAGGACUACCUACAAAGGCAUACCACGCUGGUUUAAAAACUGCUGAACGAAGCGGAAUUCAGAGUGACUGGAUGGAGGGGCGAGUACCUGUGAUAGUGGCCACCAUUAGUUUUGGAAUGGGAGUCGACAAGUCAAAUGUCAGAUUUGUAGCUCACUGGACACUACCGACAUCAAUGGCCGGCUACUACCAGGAAUCGGGCAGAGCAGGACGAGAUGGGAAGCUGUCUUUCUGUCGACUGUAUUACUCUCGCAAAGAGCGCGACACUGUAGCAUUCCUCAUUAAAACCGAUAUGCGAAGACCAAAGAAAAACAAAAAUAAAGCUGAAAUACAGGCCAAAACUUGCACAGCAGGAUUUGAUGCUCUGGUGAAAUUUGCAGAAGAAUUGAAAUGCCGGCACUGGAGUAUUGCCGAUUACUUCGGUGACGAGAAACCGGAUUGUAACAAGAACUGCGAUGUCUGUGCGGACAUCAAGCAGGUGGAGCUGAACAUGUUGAAUCUACAGCGGGGGGCGUUCGGCAGUGCGGGCCAACAGUCUGGGAGGGGUGUCAACCUCGUUCAGGAGGUUGACAAUGACCCGGAUAUGUAUGGAGGAGGGCGUAGGGGAGCCAAGAUAGAGUGGGAUGUGCAUGAUGAUAAUGAUGAUGGUACGGACAUUAAAGAGAUCCUCGAACAAAAGGCCAAAGAACAACGAACAAGACUAAUUCAAAAAGAGUUUAAGAAGAGACACAAGGAAAACAACAGCACAGCAAGUUCAGCCCAGACAGCUGAGUUUGUGAUGCCAGAUGAUGACUGUCCUCUCAGAGAUGCUGCCAGCCAGAGAAUACCAAAACUCACCGUCAAGAUUCGAGAACACUGCUUUGAGAUGUUGGAGAAAAGUCUGUAUGAGAACUUUGUUGCAUUCUACGAUAAUGAUUUCGAAAGGAUCGCUGCCCGCGACUACGAGUCGCGCUGUUGUGCUAUAGACGUGGAGCACGGUUUAUUUGAGACAAACAAGAUCGCAAACAUUUACAAAACCUCUGUGAUGAGAACGGUGUCGGAGAUCAAGAGAAACACUCAGGACAAGAAGCUUCAUUGUUCUCUACUGACAAGGUCCGAAUCCGUGACCUCGUCGACAAAUGGUGCUGAGCUGCGACAGGCGUCCAUCUCUCUGCAGACAAAGGACGUCGGAAUACUCACAAAGAACAGCAGUGCUCUGUCUUCCGGAUUACUGUCAUUCGUGGCAGCUUCAUCUCUGACAUUCUCCACUUCUAAGAAGGCAGAUCCUGUUUCCUUUCUGAGUGAUAGUUCUAAGAGUCCGUUCGGCUGUGAUGUUAAACAUUCGUCUGGUCUGUGCACCACAGGUCUGAGUGAUAAAGGUCUAAAGUCGGUAGACGACAAAGCUUCAUUACUAUGCAGUACCACUCUGAAUGACAGACUACAGACGUUGGAGAAAGCUUCCAAGUUGUGCAGCACUGGUUUGAGUGAAAGACUCAAGUCUUUGGACAGGACUUCAUUGCUGUGCAGCACAUCUCUCACUGACAGACUGAAGUCGGUGGAGAAAGCUUGUGCAGAUAGUGCUACGUCGCCAGACUUUCAGGCCAAGUGCGACCGAACCGACGAAGUCACUUCUACAACACAGCCCAAGGAAUCAUUCGUCAAAGCACCUGCACCUAAGCUUGUGUAUUUCUGGGAGAAGAAUGGUGAGAGUAAAGAGGGAAGUAACAGCAUGGCAUCUAUCAACUCUGUGUCGCCGGUCCUGGACGUGUUUCUUAAAGGACUGCCAAUCUCUUCCUCCAACAACAAAAGGCAGCAUGAGGAUCCUAUACCAUCCAGCAACAAGAAGCAGAAGACUACACCUCCAGAACAAAAGUCCCAAAUCGCACCAACCCCUGGUCUAGCAGUCAGUGAGGACAGGACUAGCGCCGGACACACUCCGGCCAAACUCCUCACCGACAGCAAGACCAGCGUAGGUCACACCACCACAUCAUCGUUUCUCACUGACCUAAAAUCCCUCCCAGAACUCAAACCAACAGAGCUGCUAACCAGAAUGUCCCCUACGGACCACCAGGGCCACCACAAGACCUCCCUGCUGGAUUUCGUCAUGUCUCCCACGGAGGUGACCCCACUGAAGGGUCAUUCGAAGGAUCAUGGUGGGUCCUCGUCCAGUGUACCCUCCAUCCUGUCAUUGAUGGAGACCGAUGGAAGUCAUGCGUCUGCGUUACACAUCCAGAAAGAUCAAACCGAGCUGAAGAGUGUGGCCGAUAUGGUCGUCAAGUAUCUCACGCCACACUUUAAGGAUGGCAGGUUUGCCAGUAAGGAAUUGUUUAAAGCUGCUGCCAGACGAAUCUCUCACAAGGUUGUAGAAACAACGAAAGGUCUGCCAACAACAGGGAGAGAAGAAGCCAAGCGGAUUGUUCGUACUUUCAUGGACAAUUGUCCAAAAGUGAAAUCAAUGUCCGACCUUGACCCCUGGCUAUAGCUGAGUGGUGAGGACCGAAUCCUACCAGACGUCUAUCAUGUAACCAAAUCCAUCAUGUAACCAAGUUAUAUUGGUCAUACUACAAUAACUCUUUUAAUACUGCCAGUUUAUUUGUCACUUUAAGUUUCUGAUAGUCUUUCAGAUGGAACAGUGGCUUCAUAGCAUUUAUUAUUUAUUCAGGUUUUACAGCUGAUUUGAACAGUUGAGGUUUGUGAAAUCAUGCAGUGAUGUUUUGUAACAGCUGAAGUGUGAUGAAUAGAUCAAACUGAUGAAAAGGGAUAGGCACGGAUGAUCUUGUCUAAAAUUACAAUACCGUAAAAGGAAAUAAUGUUCACAGGAAAAAUUCAUGCAAAAAUCAUGAAAUAAUUUGAGCGUAAAGUUAAUUCCCAGCAUGAAUAAUUGCCUUCAGUAGAGAAAGGAUAAGCGAAGAUUAGUGAUAUCAGUUAGCUCAAACACUGUAUCAUCGUUCAGCUACAGGAAGAAGGAAGGAAAUGUUUUAUUUAAGGACGCACUCAACACAUUUUAUUGAUGGUUAUAUGGCGUCGGACAUAUGGUUAAGGACCACACAGAUAUUGAGGGAGGAAACCCGCUGUC
Gigantopelta aegis is the source of this 3942-nucleotide messenger RNA. RefSeq names its product ATP-dependent DNA helicase Q5-like. NCBI's taxonomy places the organism in Eukaryota, Metazoa, Mollusca, Gastropoda, Neomphalida, Peltospiridae. Gene Ontology annotation, cellular component: chromosome; cytoplasm. The record is from RefSeq and is a predicted model, not a curated record. Gene Ontology annotation, biological process: double-strand break repair via homologous recombination. The transcript is spliced from 12 exons. The coding region runs from base 22 to 3348 and encodes 1108 amino acids. Gene Ontology annotation, molecular function: nucleic acid binding; 3'-5' DNA helicase activity; ATP binding.